Rhizophagus irregularis DAOM 181602=DAOM 197198 is the source of this 988-nucleotide messenger RNA. RefSeq lists its product as uncharacterized. Lineage: Eukaryota; Fungi; Glomeromycota; Glomeromycetes; Glomerales; Glomeraceae. The record is from RefSeq and is a predicted model, not a curated record.
AAAAAAAUUAAAGUUUUUUAUCAAUAUGCCUUAUGGUCAAUUAGAAGUAACUGUUGUUGAAAGUAAAAAACUUAAAGAAAGUGAUUUUUUUGAUAAAACGAACCCUUAUGUUUGUUUAUCUUUGGACAAACAUAAUAAGCAAAAAACUUGUGCUAUUCAGAAUGCUGGAAGUGGAGCAACUUGGAACGAAAAAUUCAACUUCGAUGUUUUAGAAGGUCGAUAUGAACUUUAUAUUGAAGUACUUGAUGAUGUUAGUAGUAAUGAUGAUUUAAUAGGAGGAGCUGCUGUACCAUUAUAUGAAGUUUUUCAACAAGGUCAUGUUGAUAAUUGGUUUAAUAUUACACGUCCUAGUGGAAAGCCCGCUGGAGAAAUUCAUUUAUCAAUGAAUUUUAAGAAUCAAGGACCGACAUCAGGACCUCCAGGUCAUACACCAUAUCCAGUUCCAAAUGGUCCGGGUUAUUUUUCACCCCCAAAUUCGGGUAGUAACAUUUUUAAAAGUUAUUCAGAAAAUCAAGUACAACAAGUACAACAGGAAGCUUUUAGUAGUUUUGGUCCAGAAGGUGGCGCUAUCCCUUCAAAUUAUGGAAGUGGCGCUCCUCCAAAUGUGAUAACACCACAAUUAACUGGCCCUCCAGCUUAUCCUACCGCUGGAGGUGGGUUUCCUGAUCCAUCAUCAUAUGUUGUAAAUAUGCCAGUUCCAUCGCAGCCACCCGAUUAUAAACCUCCUACAAGUGAUAAUUAACGAUUAGAUGGUAAUUAUAUUUAAUAUUCGAUCCUUUUUAUUAUCCUAAGAGCAAUGUUUGAAGUAAAUUAUAAUAGUAAAAUAAAAAGGAAACACAAAGAAGAAAAACUUGAAGAAAAAUACGAAGAUAAAGAUUAUCAAAAAUAACAAAAAAAAAAAUUAUAAAUAUAUUUCAUAAUUAUUAAUUUAUAUUUAGUUACUUAAUAACAUUAUAGAUAAAUUUAAUUAUAUUUUUAUUUAGUAUUU